This is a messenger RNA of Fusarium poae, 2475 nucleotides long. RefSeq lists its product as uncharacterized. The record is from RefSeq and is a predicted model, not a curated record. Gene Ontology annotation, biological process: activation of GTPase activity. Lineage: Eukaryota; Fungi; Ascomycota; Sordariomycetes; Hypocreales; Nectriaceae. Bases 1 to 2475 code for a protein of 824 amino acids. The transcript is spliced from 4 exons. Gene Ontology annotation, molecular function: GTPase activator activity.
AUGUCGCAGCAGGACUCCAAGGCAGCUGAUGCCCCGCCACAGCAACCUUCGCGACGAUCUGCAUCACCAUCAAACAGCUUCUAUGCGCUGAGUGACGACGAGGAGGGCGAAUACAACACUAUCAGAAAUGAAGAGACAGGUAAAGGCGUAAAACUUCUCUUUUCCAAGAGCAAGGUUUACGUCCACCCAACACCCUCUUCAAAGGAUAACAUCCCGGGAUAUAUCGCACUUCUUCAGCAAAGAGGUCACCAAGAAGAGCGUCCGUCUUCAUCUGCUUCCCAUGAUUCGCAAAAUAUUGCUUCCUCGGACCUACUUCUCGCCUGGAUCCCUGAGUCUUCGCUCGGCGACUCUGCUAACAUCUACGUCAAGGUCGACCUUUGCGAUGGCGACUCGCCCCCGAAACAGUCUUACUUGGUGCCCCCACCACCGACCGUUACGAGCCAUGUCGGAUCUGUUGGAGGGUAUGCCUUUGCGAUUCCUGUGAAUGCUGUCUACUCGCUCCUUGUUCGACCUCCCAGUCUUGGUUGGUGGUAUGGAUCCGUCAUCAUCAACUCACGUGCGGGUGACAGUUUCCCCGCUCUAUUCUUCCACGACAAUGAGUGCCAAAGUACGAUGCUCCAAAAGAAGAAGAUUGCUCGUGACACAUUUGAUCCUUUUGGUGAAUCGGGACAGAUGUUUUGGGGUGGUGAUGAAGUUGUGAAGUGGCUGCGUCGUUAUGUUAAGAUUGAACGAUCUGGUGCCGAGCCCAACAUAUACCUAAUCGAGCCAUCAAAAGAGGAUAGCGAAUCAUUUGGCCAUAAACCUACCUCCAACCCGUCGCAAAUCGGCAACCACGACAGUUCAGCAGGAGCCCAGCAGCGCGGUGCCGGGGGACCUUCAAACAGAGACGCCGAGAUGGACCCUUUUGUCAAGCUGAUCAAGGAGACUGGCUGGAACCUCAUGGAAAAGUUCAGCAAAGUUACCACAUUCACGCGAAGAGCGGCUCAAGAUAUUGUCGAGAACCCCAAUUUGCCACCACAAGUUAGACGACUACUGAGGAAUCCAGAGGUCCAAACUCUCCAGGAUGAGUUCGACAGCGCCAGAAUCUAUCUAGCUCGAUGGGCCAUGGGAAUCCAGGAGCAAAGUGAUCGAGAUCGGAGACAGCGGAUAUGGUCCGCAAACGACGUGAUGGAGCUCGAGGACACCGACGUUGGCGAGUUUGAGCUCCUGGAAGGUGCUAGUAACUUGUCGCUCGAAGAGCGCCGGAAGGUUGUGACGAUGAAGGAGUGGAACACCUUUUUCGAUCCCACAACCGGCCGGCUAUCAGUCACAAUCGACGAAGUAAAGGAACGAGUUUUCCACGGAGGCCUAGAUCCUGAUGAUGGAGUCCGAAAGGAAGCCUGGCUCUUCCUUCUUGGCGUUUAUGAGUGGUAUAGUACUACCGAUGAUCGAAAGGCGCAAAUAGCCUCUCUACGUGAUCAGUAUUACAAGCUCAAGCUGUCCUGGUGGGAGAGACUUGACGGCGAUGGAGGUGAGGGUGAGACAGGAGAGUGGUGGCGCGAGCAAAAGUCACGAAUUGAAAAGGACGUUCACAGAACAGAUCGCCAUGUGCCCAUCUUCAUGGGCGAAGAUACACCCCAUCCUGACCCAAGUUCGCCUUUUGCUGAAGUCGGCACCAACGUCCAUUUAGAGCAAAUGAAGGAAAUGCUCCUGACUUACAACGAGUACAACAAGGAUCUUGGCUACGUUCAGGGAAUGUCGGAUCUGCUGGCACCCAUCUACGCUGUGAUUCAGGAUGAUGCUGUGGCCUUUUGGGGCUUCCAGAAGUUCAUGGAGCGCAUGGAACGCAACUUCCUACGCGAUCAAUCUGGUAUGCGCAACCAGCUCCUGACGCUUGAUCAACUCGUCCAGUUCAUGGAUCCAGUACUCUGGAACCAUCUUCAAAAGGCCGACAGCACCAACUUCUUCUUUUUCUUUAGAAUGAUUUUGGUUUGGUACAAACGUGAGUUUGAAUGGCUGGAUGUCUUGAGAUUAUGGGAAGGCUUGUGGACAGAUUACAUGAGUGCCAACUUCCACCUCUUCAUCGCUUUGGCAAUUCUAGAGAGACAUCGUGAUGUCAUCAUGGAGCAUCUUCAGCACUUUGACGAAGUGCUCAAGUAUAUUAACGAGCUCUCCACCACAAUCGAUCUCGAAGCAACUCUCAUCAGGGCAGAAAGUCUCUUCAAGAGAUUCCAAAGGCUCAUCGAUGCGGUCGACAAGAAGCAAAACUUCCCUGCUCCCCGUUUCAACCCUAAGAACUCUAGUUCUUCGGAACCAACAGGGUCAGGGCCCUCCAAGGAUGGCAAGACACCCGCCAAGGGCAAGGCUAACGAGCCUGCGGCACCUCCACAGCCAAAGACCAUCACCCCUGAGUUGCGCAAGUUGUUGAAUAAGGAGGUAGAAGUGCUUCCUAGGACGACUGUCGCUGAGAACGGUGACGGCAUGCCAAACAAGUGA